CUAAACUUCCUGUGUGAAUGUGAGGCCAGUGACUUCCUGUUUUUAGAACCUGCUAAUACAACUUCAGUUUUUGGAGAGACACUCUUUUAAUUGUUUUUACCGGAAACGUAAAAUGUUCCUACUGCUAUUCACUGUUAUCCUUGUCCUAACAGGCCUGGGUCAGUCGCACUACCCCAAGAUGCUGACCUGCCCCCACGAUGAGAACCAGCGGGACAUGCCCAGGGUGUGGUGCAAGCAGAGCAACGAUCUGUGCUGCAGCGGAUUCGCUUUCCUGGAGGGGACGACCACUCUGGAGAACGGGGACCUGCGGGUGCAGCAGGACAGGAAGGCCUUCACUGUCACCGUCACGCAGCUGGCCCAAGGAGAGGGGGUGUACUGGUGCGGCCUCCUGCACAACAACAACACCAUCACCAAACUCGCCGAGCAGUACUUCGGCAAAUCCUCCAAUGGUUGGAGUAUCGUUCGCUGGAUCCUGAUGCCAGUCCUCCCUCUGAUGGUCAUCUUCACACACAUCUAUACCUGCCGAAAAGCCCGCAAACAGGAGGAAGGCCUGAAUGAUAACAUCUCUAUGGCAGCAUUUCAAGGCCACAGGACAGGCGAAUGACCAUGAGUGAUACAUGUCAGCUCUAACGAUGUUAUCAUUAGCCACACAUACUCACACACACACACACACACACGCAUGCACACACACACAUACACACCACACACACACACACACACACACACAUACACACAUUUACACAAUACAGUAAACACCUCAUUUUAUACAGUACAUUAUUCGUACCUCUCUUGAUAAUCCGGUAGUUACUGUUUUAUCUGUUUUACCCGUGCCAUCUCUCUUUUGUAAUGAAAUCCCUUUCAGUAUGCAUGUGGAAUAUCCAGGGCCUAAAAUCUUCAACCUUUGGGCUGAAGAGUUUAGCCCCAGAACUCAAAACAAACCUUAAAGAUCAUCAUUCUACAGGAGACAUGGUGUAAAGCUGACACUGUUACCCACUGUCCGAACGGUUAUAGAGAAAUAAUAGUACCAUCUCAGAAACACAGCAACACUAAUAGAGGUAGAGGAUCCGGAGGAUUAAUCAUUUGGUAUAAAUCUGAUCUACAUAAUCAAAUUGACCCCCUAAAAAUGAUUACAUUAUAUUGCAAAUAUUACAUAUGGUUAAAACUAAAAAAAGAGCUCCUAUUAACAAAAAGGAUUUGCUUAUUUGUGCAGUAUAUAUCCCCCCCCUCCGAAUCCCCCUACUUCUCAGAGGACAUCUUCCCCACCCUUGAGACAGAGACAUGUCAUUUCCAGGCCCAGGGAAAUGUGCUUAUCUGUGGGGACAUAAACGCGCGUUCAGGAACAUUUGCUGACCUCACAGAUCCACAAGGGUACAUUUACAUCUCAAAUGAAAAUGUCUCUCACACUUUCACUCUCCCCCACAGGAGCAACAGUGAUCAGAUCAUCAACAAGAGUGGAAGGGACCUCCUGCAGCUCUGUCAGAGCCUCAGUCUGUACUUUGUCAACGGUAGGGUACGGGGGGACACAGUACUGUAGAUUACAUGAUCACAGACAUUGACCCUUCCUCUCUCAGCUCAUUCACUGUCAAACCACUAGCCCUUCUGUCUGAUCGCAGCCACAUUACCCUGUUUAUUAAAAGUUCAGACAUUAAAAUGGCACACACACAUUUUCACAUAAUUUCCUUCUGUGUGAACAGUAAUCUGGGGGCCGUUUUUCUGUAGUAUUGUGAAUGCCAGACUUCUGAACUUCCUUACCAAGCACAAUGUCUUGAGCAAAAGCCAAAUUGGAUUUAUACCAAAACACCGCACAACCGAUCAUAUUUACACCCUACAUACCCUAAUUGAUAAACAUAUAAACCAAAAUAAAACCAUUAUUUAUGCCUGUUUCAUUGACUUCCAAAAAGCUUUUGAUUUUAUUUGGCAUGCAGGACUGUUCUGCAAAGUUAUUGAGAGUGGUGUCGGGAGUAAAACAUAUGAUAUUAUUAAAUCAAUAUAUUCUGGCAAUAUGUUCAGCGUAAAAAUUGGCAAAAAAGGACAGAAUUCUUUACUCAAGGGCGAGGUGUUCGUCAGGGCUAUAACCUCAGCCCUGCACUCUUCAAUAUCUACAUUAAUGAAUUGGCUACUAUACCAGAAAAGUCAUCUGUCCCCGGUGUAAGUCUCCACAAUCAGGAAGUGAAAUACCUGCUCUUUGCAGAUGACCUGGUUCUGCUGUCCCCCACAGCAGAUGGCCUACAGCAGAGCCUGGACCUGCUAGAGCAUUACUGUCAGACCUGGGCCCUGACAGUAAACCCCAAAAAGACCAAAAUAAUGAUAUUACAAAAAAAGAUCCAGAUCUCAGGAUGUUCUCAAUUGGUACAAAACAUGUAGAGUACUGCACACACUGCACCUAUCUAGGAUUUAAACUAAGUUCAACUGGACAUUUUAAUGAAGCAGUUCAUGAGCUGAGAGGGAAAGCACGCCAGGCUUUCUUAACCAUAAAAAAAUAUACAAACAGAAAUACCAAUUCAAAUUUGGUUAAAAUUAAUUGAAUGUGUUAUUGAACUAAUUGCACUCUAUGGCAGUGAGGUGUGGGGUCCACUUACAAAACAAGACUUUACUCAAUGGGAUAAAUACCACACUGAGACCCUGCAUGAAGAGUUCUGCAAGAUUCUCCUACAUGUCCAGAGGAAAACUACAAGCAAUGCAUGCAGGGCAGAAUUAGGCGAAUACCCACUAAUACAAAAAAUACAAAAAAGAGCAAUUAACUUUUGGACACACCUAAAACUAAGUGACCCCCUCUCGUAUCAUUACCAAGCCUUGCAGUGCCAAGAGAUGAGGAGUAAUAGGAACCCCCUUACCCAGCUGGUCCUGAGGCUGAGUUCACAAACCUGCUCUAUUAACACACCUCAGGGACAGAACACAUCACCAAUCAGAGUCAAAUUACAACACAGUUGAAACAAAACUACAUCACCUAUUGGCAAACACAAACAAAAGCACAGAGCAAAAUGCAGUGCUAUCUGGCUCUAAAUUGACAAUACACCAUAGCAGAUUAUUUGAGCAUGGUGACUGAUCAACAACUAAAAAGAACCUUAACAAAAUACAGACUGAGUGAGCACAGCCUUGCUAUUGAAAAGGGGAGACACAGGAACACCUGGCUCCCUGCAGAGCAAAGGCUGUGCUGUCAUUGCACCCUCAGUGAGCCUGAAACAGAGCUACACUUCCUCACCAAAUGUGAAAAGUAUAAACAUCUUAGAGAAGCACAUUAUAAAAAAUUUGAAUUAAUAACAAAAGGUUUUAUUAACCUAUUAGAUGAAGAAAAACUACCAGUCCUACUAGGGGAGAACUCAAUGAGCUGUGAGUUAGCAGCAGUCUGUGUUGCUGCCUGCCAUAAAUUGAGGGACAGUGAGUGACAGUCACCUGACACACAUUGUUGCUGUUAUAUUUGAUGACAGUUUAUUUGUUUUGUUUUGUGCUGAUAUUAACAAUCAGCUUUUUUUCUGACUUUUUAAAAAUACUUUUUAAAAUCUAUUUUCUACUUCCAUCCACUGUAUUUUCUACUAUUUACUAUAGUAUGUUUUCUAAUUAAUGUUUAGCUUUUCAAUGUUUAAACGCUUGCUUUGGCAAUAUGUACAGUGUUACGUCAUGCCAAUAAAGCCAUUUGAAUUGAAUUGAAUUGAAUUGAACUGAAAUUGAGAGAGAGAGAGUAAUGAGAAGACAAGCCUAUACUUUUUAAACAUCAAUGAAAUACAAAGUAGUGACUGUUUUAUAAUUGUAUUCAACUAUAUAUAAAUAAACAAUAUGUAUGAUAAAAUAACACUUAUUACCAUGUUAUUGGUGUUGAAAUUAUGAAUACACAAACUGUCAAAUUAUAAUGCACAAGUCAUGUUUAAAAAAAAAAAAAAUCUAAUUAAACAUCUGCCAUUGUCAUUAAAGUGUGAAAUGCCAACAAUGAUUAAAAUGAGUUGCUCAUU
Anguilla anguilla (European eel) is the source of this 3947-nucleotide messenger RNA. RefSeq lists its product as uncharacterized. The coding region runs from base 113 to 604 and encodes 163 amino acids. NCBI's taxonomy places the organism in Eukaryota, Metazoa, Chordata, Actinopteri, Anguilliformes, Anguillidae. The record is from RefSeq and is a predicted model, not a curated record. The transcript has 5 exons.